AUGAUGCUCCGACACCUCAUCCUCAUCUCCGUCUGCGUAUCUAUCGCGUUCUGCGUCACUUGCUACGUCGGACAGCAGACAUUGCCAAAUAAGGGCGACGUCUUCUCGUCAACCCUCGUCCAAUCGGCAAUGUCCAUUCGGGACUGUGGCCCUCAGGUGAGGAUGUGCUUCAAAUCCUAUGUACGUCGCGACCAUGAUGGAGACAAUUCCCACACUGAGACGAGGGACUGUGGCGAUCCGAAUUCUGGACGGUGCUUCCAGGACACGGGCUGCUCUGGCCCCGGCUCGAACAAGGUCUGCUGCUGCUCGGGAGAUCUCUGCAAUUCAGCCCCGAAUUCUGUUUCCCUCUCCCUCACCCUUAUUGCCACGAUUCUCGUUGCUCGUUUUGUAUGCCUC
Messenger RNA from Mesorhabditis spiculigera, 396 nucleotides. The record is from the annotation of a GenBank genome assembly. Lineage: Eukaryota; Metazoa; Nematoda; Chromadorea; Rhabditida; Rhabditidae.